ACAUUUUGUUCAACCAUCGCGUUUAAAUUUUGUGCAUUAACGCCCGGCGCCAGCGCUUCACAACACUGCGUUUGAACGCUGUCAUCAUCAGCACAUGUCCUUUUGUGACAAUAUUUUUGUGAUAUCUAAGGAAAAGUUCUUGUAGAAUUUUAUUGGAUGGCAGCUGCUAAUACCGGGGGUGCAGGGGAUAACAUGCUGAGUUUGCAAUCAGAAAACGCAAAAGAGGAACCAACCGUGAAAACUGGCGGAGCGGACGGGGCAGAGAGCGAUCUUGUCCCGGUCAAGUUGGAGUCGGCAGUCGCUUCAGCUUCAGCUUGCACGAUGGCGGGCGACGGUAACGAAAAAUGUCCCAACAAGUCGGUGACACCAAUUUUGAAGGAAGGAAUAUUGCAACUCCUGUGCACAGAUGGAGUCCAAGAGGAUAAAGCUGUUACGCAGACAUCAAAUGACAAUGCCACAUCAACUCCAACAGAAGCCCAGCUGGCCACUGUCAUCCAGAGCGCUGAAGAAGUCCUCAGCCGAGAAAGCCUUGCAGCGAUUCCUCAUGGCUCACCUACUGCCAGUGAGCCUGGCACUGCAGUCAUGCAUCCGGUCCCUCAAGUCUCCAUGGAAACAAUGCCAGAGGCAAAAUCUGCCGUCAAAGUUCAAGAGGAGUAUGCAGCUCACCCAGAGCCUGUCAUUAAAGCUGCUGCGGAGGUACCAAAUGAGAAUCAGAACUUCCAGGAUGCGAUGCUCCAUACACCCCCUCCCCAAGAACAUCUCAGUGAUAGUUCUCCUUGUCAAGUAGCUGAAGCAUCAGAGUGCCUGUCGACCGUCACAAGCCUGCCAGCGUCUUCACCACCGAGCGUGCAGCCGCCAAUGUCCAAUGCCAGCAACUCAGUGAUGCCAGACCUGGGCGUAUUUGCAAAUAGCAUCACUGAUCCCUCCCAGAGCUACUGUCAGGUGGGGAAUCUACAGCCAAGCAUCAGCUCCUUCAAUGGGUUUUCUCAGCAACAGACAGUCACAGACUCUCUUCCCGGUAUCUCCACACUAACCUCCUCCUCCAAUAUGGUGAAUGGUAUGACUGCCACUCUGAACAAUCUUGCGUCCAGCAGUUUCCCUUCCGGAAAUAUGAUGAACAACGUGGUCUAUGCUGCUGUACCUCUUCAACAAACUGCAAGUGGAAUGCAGCUUGCCCAAAUGCAUCCAAAUGCAAAUGCCUACAACCUGGCCCGCCCCAGCGGAACCAGCCGACGAGUUCUUCUUCCUCGAGGGCGCUCUUCAAGCAACACCCCAAAGGAGAACUCCUUCAAGAAGACGAUUACGCCACUGACUUACGAGAAACCCAACGUGGGCCUGGUGCAGCAGAUCAUGGAGGUGUUCCGGGUGACAGGACGGAAGGAGAUGCAACCGUGUGAGGUCUACGAUGGGUUGGAAUGUUGCUAUCCAUAUUAUCUGCGCAUGAAUCCAAAUAGGAAGAAAAGCUGGAUGAGUUCUGUCCGGCAUGCACUCACAACUCCCUGCUUCAAGUCCCGACGUGCAGAAAACUCCGAUGGCAAGUUGGCCCCUCGCAAGGGUGGCUUCUGGUCCAUCAAUGACAGCUACGACCCCAACUCUAAGCCCCCCAAACGCGUCACCCCGACCAAGCGCCCAUUGGGCAGCCCAACCUAUCAACGGCGCCAGCCCUUGGGGGUCAAUACCCAGCAGGCCAACUGGCAGACCUUUCCUGGCCACAACCAUCUUGCUCAGCAGCACCACAGCGCUCGCCACAGUCCUUACAACUACUUCAGCCCAACCAGGGGGAGCUUCUCUCCCAACGUCCCUGUUGUGUACUCACCCACCCGGGUCUAUCAGCCGCAGACACCAACAGCAGCCCUCCUUCCCAAUGGUAAGAUGAUCUACAUAUCCCCAGCUGAAGACGAUUCUGCAGGUCAUUCCAAUCAGUCGUUCGGGCGAGAUGUGUAUCAGGCGUGGGGGGCUGACUCCAACACCAAUAACACCCCAAGUAUGUGGCAGAUAGUCCAGAACAUGGGAAAUGACACCUGCAAAGAUCAAGCCGACCAGAACAAAAUCUUCAGCAGUACUGCCAACGGAGUGCAGCAGCAAGCUGUCGCCAACAUGAACUGCAACAACACAGCUGUGACCACAACACUGGGGUUGAUCAACCAGCAGCAGCAGCAGCAGCAGCAGCAAGAUCAGCUGAAGCUGCAGUUACUCCAACAAGCACAGCUGCAGCAGCAGAUGCAGCAGCAACAGCUCCAACAGCAACAGCAGCAACAACAGCAGGUGUUCCAACCUCAGCAGCAGUCCGCUGCUGACUCUGAUCCCUUUGCUGUUGCCCUGGAGCUGAGCGAGAUCAAAGCAAAACAGGAAUCCACAGACAACCCUCCACAACUCAUCAAACCACAGCAGCCUGCUUCCAGCAACAACCUUGAGCAGGCAAUGUCAGUUGAGAUGACUUGCAGCCCUGAGCAGCCUCAAUCCAUCCUCGGUGAAACCUCAAAAAGCACCCAACAACUUACAGCAAAAGGAGACAGUAGCGGGUCCCAGCAGCAGGGAUGCGAGGAUCUCCGCAGCAUGGUCUACCGCUCACUUGGCGUCUGCAAUGACCUUAAUACCAGACCUGCCGUCAGCGAUGUAGCCCCACCCACUCAGCUCACUGCCACCCCGGUGACCCAGUUCAGUGCCCUGCCCACACAGUACCAGCUGAUCCAUUACAGUGGCAAUGACACACAGUAUGAGGGUAUGGUCAUUUGAGAAAAACCUUGUUAUAUCUCCGAAUAGGUUUAUCUCCCAAAUCAGCCGUGUGAUCAUGGUGAUAGCCCAAUGAGGCCUCCCACCCAAAAUUUCUUUUCAGGAAUCAUCUAGAACACUGUAACAGUUACGCAAAAACAUGCAAUGAGUAUUUGCUCCUGGAAGCGUACACAUGUAUUUUAUUCUACUAAUAAGAUAUUACAGUCCAAUUCCUGACUCCUGAACUAUACUUGUCUAAGUAACACAAGCGGAUGUGCAUUUCAAGUUCCAACGGGCAUAAUUUGACACCCUGC
Molecule: messenger RNA, 3026 nt
Organism: Patiria miniata (bat star)
Lineage: Eukaryota; Metazoa; Echinodermata; Asteroidea; Valvatida; Asterinidae
Exons: 6
Coding region: 157-2736 (859 amino acids)
Biological process (GO): regulation of DNA-templated transcription
Molecular function (GO): DNA-binding transcription factor activity; sequence-specific DNA binding
Source: RefSeq, a predicted model, not a curated record